Neoarthrinium moseri is the source of this 1671-nucleotide messenger RNA. RefSeq lists its product as uncharacterized. NCBI's taxonomy places the organism in Eukaryota, Fungi, Ascomycota, Sordariomycetes, Amphisphaeriales, Apiosporaceae. The record is from RefSeq and is a predicted model, not a curated record. The transcript is spliced from 3 exons. Bases 1 to 1671 code for a protein of 556 amino acids.
AUGAUGUGGGCGACUCACAGCGGCCGGUUUGGCGUCCUCAGACGGGCGGAACCGUUUGCGCGAAUCACGCGCCAGCGCCAGCACCAGCUCUGGCACCCGUUGUCCCCGGCUGCGCGACCACAGCGCUCGCAGUUCUCGAGCACGGCGCGGAGAUGGCAGGAGCAAGCUCAAAAGGAAAUCCCGAAUGCCGGCAACGGGGAGCCGAGCAUACUGGCCAAGAUGGCCGAGUCAGCCGCCACAACACUGGCGUCUGUGGUUGUGUUGGGGGCCGGAUUUGCCCUGGCCGCCGUGGUCUACCACAAAUCUUACAAGGCUCUGCAGCUCAAGAAGAUCGCAAACGCCUUCGAGCCUGGCGAUCCUGUACUUGAGCUGGCUGCCAUUGCGAAGGAAAUCCCUGCUCCCCCCAACGCAGAGCAUUGGAUCAUGCGCCAGGAACAGUCAAAGAUCGACGCCAUCAUCACCGGCGCAGACAAAGGCCAUUAUCAUCUCAUUAUGGGUGAGAAGGGCAGUGGGAAGAGCUCGAUGCUGCUGGAAGCGAUGCGCAAGAUCAAUGGAGAUGGAUGUGCUAUGUUUGAAGCUCAUGCCGACUUGGAGAUUUUCCGCAUCCGUCUCGGAAAAGCACUUGACUAUGAGUUCCACGAGGACUACAUUGGUGGGUACUUCAGUGAGCGUGGCCCGAGGGAGAGUACCGCGUUGCUAGACAUUGAGCGAGCCUUGAACAAGCUGGAAAAGGUGGCUCUUCUGAACCGGGCAACGAAGCAGAAACCAUUGGUUGUGAUUGUCAACCAAUGCCACUUGAUCCGAGAUGAUGAAGACGGCAAGGACUUGUUGGAACUCUUGCAACAGCGUGCCGAGCAGUGGGCUGCUGCCAACCUCGUGACCAUGGUAUUCAACACGGAUGAUUACUGGGUGUAUGAGCGAUUCAAGCAAUUGGCGACCAGGAUGGAGGUCCUACCAGUAACGGACCUGCCAAAGAGCCAUGCAGUCGCCGCAUUGCAGAAGUAUCGACACCGGUACUUCAACGAGGAUGUGGAACCAAGUAUACUUGAGCAAGUCUAUGACCUCGUUGGUGGUCGAUUGUCGUUCUUGAACAGAGUCGCAAAGUCCUCCAACAUGUUGAAGACAUGCGACGAGAUCAAGGAGAUUGAGAAGACCUGGUUCUUGAACCAAUGCUGGAUCCUCGGCAGUGAAAUGGACGAUGACGUUAUGGAUCAGCAGAAAUGGGCUGCAGCAUCAAUGGUUCUAGCACAGGCGCUUGUCGACAAGGAGGAAGAGAUGGACAAGACUUACGAUGAUGUCACGGGUCACGUCCUCCCUUCUUACCCAAUGCACAAGGCACAGCAGAUCAUGACGAGGUCUGAUUUCAUACGUGAGCUAGACCGUCUUAACCUCUUUACGAUCACCAGCAAGGCCCAGGUCCGCGCCAGCUCAGUACCCAUGCACCGCGCAUUCCAAGAGAUAUGCGCAGAGGAAGGCUUCCGCCAAUUCCUUGAAGAUACCAAUGAACGAAUCGCCGCCAUCGAGUCCCUCGGCCGUACGCGAGAGCUUGUGGCAAAGGACCUUGUUUUGGGUGGGCAGUAUGAAAUCUCGAAGGGGUGGGGCGGGAUGAUCAAGGUUAACCUGAAAGAGAAGGAAGAGGAGCAGGAAAAUGACGACAAGGAUGAUAAAUGA